Molecule: messenger RNA, 834 nt
Organism: Klebsormidium nitens
Lineage: Eukaryota; Viridiplantae; Streptophyta; Klebsormidiophyceae; Klebsormidiales; Klebsormidiaceae
Source: the annotation of a GenBank genome assembly
AUGAUUCGCUGCAACGACUGGGUCCUCGGCAGCGGGGCCGGUGCAAUCAUGCUGGGGUACACGACCCUACUUGUAUACUAUGCCAUCUCAUCGCCCAGUAUUGCCGCACAGGCCCCUAUUGCAAACCACCUACAGGACGCUACCGUCCAGCGGAUCGAAGACAACAUCGAAAACUUUUUAAACGGCUCCAAGUCGCAGAUCUCGACCCUGGCAGAGCAGCUGGCAUACGAACUCAAGGGAAAGGACGCUUCGUGGUCGUCGUUAACGGGGGUCCAAGGAGAGCUCUGGGGGGCAGUGGCGCAGAACACAAAUAUCGGAAACACCAUCUUCCAGUCGACGAACAACCUUUCCACUUCAUUCUUUCGUAACAACACGAUCUAUGAGUACAGCCGAACCGCAGAGGACUCACCAGGGCUGCAGAUCUUUCAGUUGGACGCAUUUGGUCACAGAACGGACGCCCCUCCUUCCUUCGUGGCGUCACCCCCUCUUUCGCCGGCCGGCCAUAAGCUUAGUCUAAAAAGCUUAUCGGACGGUUCCCAGGCGCGCGGUGCACGUGGGUCUUAUCGGACGGUCACGCGCGGGAGGGCCGCCGAGAUGGACGCCAGAUGGAUGAACGGAAGUGCCGAGGUUGUAGGGACGCCGUUCGCCAGCAGAGCGACCAUCGUAGGGCUCUCCGGGAGCGAGAACGCGAGCUCCCGACAUGCGCUCGCCAGCAGGAGGGCCGCCGAGAUGAGCGCCAGAUGGGUGAACGGAAGUCACGAGGUAGUCGGGACGCCGUUCGCCAGCAGAGCGACCAUCGUAGGGCUCUCCAGGAGCGAGAACGCGAGCUCCUGA